GCCCGCGAAAGCCUCGCCUCGACACGCCCCUCGGGAGCAACGGCGCUUACCCAACCGCAGCCCCAGCGAUCGAACCCAGCCCGCCCUCUUCCCGGGGCGUCCCGUCGUGCCCCCGCGCCGGGCUCCUAGGGUAGCCGGGCGCCUCCCGCCUUCCCGUUGCCCCGACCCCGAACUCCUCUCAGUUCUCUCAGGAACCCUAUCCUAUCAACGCCUACUAUCCCUAAGCCAAUUCGCGCAGGCCUCCGGUCUCAGCGCAAGGCCUUCACCAAGCCCACCCAAUCAACGGCGGCUCUCUCCUGCCCCACCCAAUCUCCCUCCCCCCGGCCAAUCCGCGCGCUCCAUUCCGCUGCCCCGCCCAGCCAACCCGGGCCUUGAAACAGCAGGCGAAUGGGCACGAGAUGGCCCUUUGACGCUGAGCGCCUGGCCAAUUGGGGAUUCCGCGUGGCCAGGACAACGGCCAAUCGCCGUGGAGCGCGGCGCCUCCGCGGACAGUUCGAGCCGCCACCCGAAAGGCCGGGCCCUCGUCUUAGGAGGAGUCGCCGCCGCCGCCACCUCCGCCAUGGAGCUGAAUCACCAUCCUCGAAAGACCGUGUCUCCUGAUCGGCUGGAAGCUGGGAUAGCGGCGCAGACAGUUCCUGGAGCGUGCGGCCCGUGGAGAACCCUGGUGCGUGCUACCACCGACCGCCGACAGGCCCAUACCCGCCGCGUCCCCAUCCCUGCGUUGCGGGGCCUUUCCGCCCCUCCUGGAGGCCCAGGCCUCGGGAACCUACCCGGCCCCAUCCCGUCCCCCUCCCCCCCAGCCCCGCCCACUUUCCUUGUGGAACUGUCCAGAGUGCUGGCAAAUCCAGGAAACAGUCAGGUUGCCAGAGUUGCAGCUGGUCUAUAAAUCAAGAACUCUUUGACAUCUAAAGAUCCAGAUAUCAAGGCACAGUAUCAGCAGAGGUGGCUUGCUAUUGAUGCUAAUGCUUGGCAAGAAGUAAAGAACUAUGUUUUGCAGACAUUGGGCACAGAAACUUACCGGCCUAGUUCUGCCUCACAGGGUGUGGCUGGUAUUGCUUGUGCAGAGAUCCCAGUAAACCAGUGGCCAGAACUCAUUCCUCAGCUGGUGGCCAAUGUUACAAACCCCAACAGCACAGAGCACAUGAAGGAGUCGACAUUGGAAGCCAUCGGUGGUUAUAUUUGCCAAGAUAUAGACCCAGAGCAGCUACAAGAUAAAUCCAAUGAGAUUCUGACUGCCAUAAUCCAGGGGAUGAGGAAAGAAGAGCCUAGUAAUAAUGUGAAGCUAGCUGCUACUAAUGCACUCCUGAACUCAUUGGAGUUCACCAAAGCAAACUUUGACAAAGAGUCUGAAAGGCACUUUAUUAUGCAGGUGGUCUGUGAAGCCACACAGUGUCCAGAUACGAGGGUACGAGUGGCUGCUUUACAGAAUCUGGUGAAGAUAAUGUCCUUAUAUUAUCAGUACGUGGAGACAUAUAUGGGUCCUGCUCUUUUUGCAGACGAAAAUGAUGAUGACGAUGACUGGAACCCCUGCAAAGCAGCAGGGGUGUGCCUCAUGCUUCUGGCCACCUGCUAUGAAGAUGACAUUGUCCCACAUGUCCUCCCCUUCAUUAAAGAAUACAUCAAGAACCCAGAUUGGCGGUACCAGGAUGCAGCAGUGAUGGCUUUUGGUUGUAUCUUGGAAGGACCAGAGCCCAGUCAGCUCAAACCACUAGUUAUACAGCCUAUGCCCACCCUAAUAGAAUUAAUGAAAGACCCCAGUGUAGUUGUUCGAGAUACGGCUGCAUGGACUAUAGCCAGAAUUUGUGAGCUGCUUCCUGAAGCUGCCAUCAAUGAUGUCUACUUGGCUCCCCUGCUACAGUGUCUGAUUGAGGGUCUCAGUGCUGAACCCAGAGUGGCUUCAAAUGUGUGCUGGGCUUUCUCUAGUCUGGCUGAAGCUGCUUAUGAAGCCGCAGAUGUUGCUGAUGAUCAGGAAGAACCAGCUACUUACUGCUUAUCUUCUUCAUUUGAACUCAUAGUUCAGAAGCUCCUAGAGACUACAGACAGGUAA
Nomascus leucogenys (northern white-cheeked gibbon) is the source of this 2047-nucleotide messenger RNA. Its product is annotated as importin subunit beta-1-like. Gene Ontology annotation, molecular function: nuclear import signal receptor activity; small GTPase binding. Gene Ontology annotation, cellular component: cytoplasm; nucleus. Gene Ontology annotation, biological process: protein import into nucleus. The record is from RefSeq and is a predicted model, not a curated record. NCBI's taxonomy places the organism in Eukaryota, Metazoa, Chordata, Mammalia, Primates, Hylobatidae.